AUGCCGUUAGUGAAUCACGUUGAGCCGUACAUACCCGGUACGAUUCCGUUUAGCCAGUAUCUGGAGCAGAUGGACUGGAUUUUCAUCGAUAACAAGAUGUCGGAUGCGAAUGAACAGAAGGCAUCGUUUCUGGCGGCAUGCGGAAAGGACGUUUACAGCGAGUUGAAGCUUCUGUUUCCUGGAAAGGAUUUGAAAUUGGUGUCGUUUAAGGAGAUUACCGAUGCGUUGAAGAAGCGAUACGACAAAACUGAAAGCGACAUGAUCCAGCGUUACAAGUUUUAUCAACGAAUGCAAGGUUCUACCGAAAGUGCGGAGGAUUUCAUUCUCGCGGUGAAGCUACAAGCGGAGAUGUGUGAGUUUGGCGAAUUCAAGGACAUCGCAAUCCGCGACAAGUUUGUAUGUGGCAUUCGCGACCCGGAUGUUCAACAACGUUUGUUUGAUGAGGAAGGUCUGACGCUAGCCAAGGCGGAGAAGAUCAUCAUCAACAGGGAGCUAGCUGGAGUGAAUCGAAAGCUGGUUUCUCGUGAGUCCGGUCGAGUGAGUGUGUUGAACAGGCUUGGAGCCGUAGUCGUUCUGGUUCGUUUGAUCGUGGACAUCGUUCUUCAUCCCGAUCGCAGAAGUUUCCACUGCAGUUACUGUGGCAGAGAUGGUCACACACGUCGCUUCUGCUAUGACUUGAAGGAUAAGGUUAAGAAAUCUGUGAAGUUUGUGGAUUCUCCAGCAGCAAAGCCGAAGUUGACAGAGUACCAGAAGAGUUUGCGUCGUCGGCUGAACAGAUCUAUCUCGGAUGAUGAGGAGAUGGAUUUUUUGGUUGAAGGAGUACGAGUAGAUAUGGAGAUAGAUUGUGGAGCUGCAGUUUCCGUCGUCAGUAGAGAGACGUACGAGGGAGAAUUCGCCGAUAUUCCGUUGCAGAAGUGUACGAAGAAGUUGGCAGUGAUUAAUGGAAGUCGUUUGGUUGUUGAAGGACAGAUUCCGGUAACGGUUGAGCUGAAUGGACGACGUCAGGUCGUUAAACUGGUUGUUUUACGCUGUGGAAGCUCGUUUACACCGUUGUUAGGACGAGAUUGGCUGGAUAUCUUCUUCCCUGAAUGGAGGAAAACGUUUGGCAGUGGUGCAAACCUGAACCAGCUGUCUUUGCCGACUUCAGAGGAACGUGUCGUGGAAGAUAUUAAAAGUUUUGAGGCAGAUCUAGUGUUGAAAAAAGGAGCAGCACCGAUUUUCAAGCGUGCCUAUGACGUUCCAUUACGUUUAAAAGACAAAGUAGUCGAACAUUUAGAGAGUUUAGAGAAAGAUGGCGUCAUAACACCGAUCGAUGCAAGUGGAGUGGGCAUCACCGGUGAUUGUUGUAGUGAAGAAGGAUGGCGGAAUCAGGAUGGUGAUCGACUGUAA
Messenger RNA from Armigeres subalbatus, 1389 nucleotides. RefSeq lists its product as uncharacterized. The transcript has 4 exons. The record is from RefSeq and is a predicted model, not a curated record. NCBI's taxonomy places the organism in Eukaryota, Metazoa, Arthropoda, Insecta, Diptera, Culicidae. Bases 1 to 1389 code for a protein of 462 amino acids.